Messenger RNA from Cotesia congregata, 2727 nucleotides. The record is from the annotation of a GenBank genome assembly. NCBI's taxonomy places the organism in Eukaryota, Metazoa, Arthropoda, Insecta, Hymenoptera, Braconidae.
AUGAAUUUUUACAAUAAAAAAGUGGUGAUAACAACAUCGGGCGUAGUGUCGAUAGCAGUAGUAUUGGCUUGGAGGAACUUGUUUUCUCUGUUUGUAUAUCUGCUGUUGACACUGUCAUGCAGUGUAAUCGGGCCACUUGUUAUUAUUCUGAUACACAUUGCUUUGUCGCCGAAACAUCAGACGGGCAUGAAUACACUUAAAACUACUGUUGAGCUUGAUGCUUUUCGGACCAUGUUAAUGAAAGGAUAUGAACCAAAAGCAGCAAUCCGUCAAACCAAGUACCCAGUGAUCUUCACGAGAUCAGUAGACAGCUCCCUCCAAAACCUGCUGGACCUGAUAUUCCGUGACUUUGUAAAAUCCUGGAUGACAGACAUCUCAGUAUUUCCAGACGAACUGAUCCUAACAAUGAAACAAGACUUAUGGCUGGGCCUUCAGACUCUCAACACCAGAUUAUCAAGAAUCGACCACACAAGACUAAUCGCCUCUAGCCUGGUCUCCAAGGUGACCUUCCACUUUGAGAAGAUCAGAAUCGCACAAUCUGCAGUCUGCGAGGGUUCUGACCCAAUCUUCAUUCUAUCCUCGCACCUGAUGUCUCCAAACUUAGAAUUAGAGUACCUGAGAUCAAUAUCAACUCUGUUCAUCACUCACUUCCUUCCUAGAAGCUACUCACUGUCACCUUCGAAGUUUCUGAUCCGGGAAAUUCUGACCCAAAAGAUCCUGAAGCCGGCGAUUAACUUAAUCACCGACCCGGACUACAUCAACUUGAAGAUUCUGGCGUACAUUGAGCAGCAGCAGCUAGCAGAAGCGAUGCACCGCAAGACUUACGAGUACGCUGAAUCCUUCGAAGACUUUAUCAGGAUGAUCAAGGGCUCGAGGGAUUUAGAGGUCCUCAAGCACAUUCGGUACAACAUCGUCACCGAAAUUAUGCAAGCUACAACUAUCGAGAACGUCAAACGCGCUCAAGGUUUAGAUUUAGACGCAAAUGCUAAAGACAUCCAGGGAAGAAAGCUCAAAAGAUACAUCAGCCAGCUGACCUUUGCAAAGACUACCUGCGAGCACCACAUGCAGAGUCUUGGAUGGGAUGGCUACCCAAUGCAAGAUCUAGAAGAGGAGCAGAUUCCUUUAGCUGCUAUUUUAGAUAGCAUUGUUGGCAGAAGGUUUCUGACCGCAUUUCUGGAGAGUGUUUCUAGCCAAGGAUUGCUGGGAUACUGGGCAGCUGUCCAGGAGCUGCGUGCUGCUGAUAAAUCAGCCUGGCAUCAGUUAGGAGCUGAGAUAUUUUAUACCUAUAUCAGGAGUCCUACAGCUGAGAUUAAAGUUGACAAGACUGUUCGCAAGGACAUGGAGGCUUUUCUUAUGGGUGAUAAGGGUCCGCAGGUUUUUUAUCAAGUCCAGGAAGACGUUGUUAAAAUAAUUGAAGACAAGUACUACUCGUCGUUCUUAGUAAGCCCUCAAUACAAGCAAAUGCAAGAGGCACUGAUAUCAGAACGCCCUGAUUUGUCAGAUGAAAGAGUUAGCGAAGUCGCUAGUGAGACUUUGGUAGGCGAGCAUUCAACCUACGCUCGCAGCAAGUUGGACCAGUUGGCGGAGAAACUUAACAAUAAAAUGCAAGCGCUACAAGCGCUGAAAUCUUCCUUGAAACCCGAAAGCCGGGUUUUGAGUAUCUUAGCUAAAGAAGUGGAGUUCCUUCAGGGUGAAAAGCGGCAGUUAGAAGCUCACUUGUCGCAUACUGAGAUGUGGGCAGAACAUUUGGGGAAGUGGAGGUGUGAUGUCCAGAGUGGAGAAAUCCCAGACAACGGAGAACCACCUCAGUUUAUUCUUGUGGUCCACAUGGCCCAGGAGGAAAACGAUGAAGGAAUCUCUACUGGCUGGGUCGUCUUCCGGAAGCUUCCGGAGUUCCACGAGCUGCAUCGGAAACUUAGGCUGGUUUGCUCGAGUGUAAAAACUUAUGAAUUGCCCAGCCAGCCGCUCAAGUUUUUCGGAAAGACGGACCGAAAUGCCCUGGAGAAGGCCAAAAACCAGAUCCAGAGGUAUGUCAAUUUCAUCCUGGAGGAUGAUAAACUAAACCAAAGCGAGGCUUUGUACAGCUUUCUGAGUCCUAGUUCUGAGCACCUGAAGCAUGUCGCGCCCUCUCCGAAGAAGUCAAGGUUCUCUUUAGCGACCUUAUUCAAAGGUUCUAAUAGCGGAGAGAGCCAGAAGGAUGAGGAUGACGAUUUCUCCCUCCUCUUGGAAGAAGACCGACCUGGUCAGGCAGACUUUUCUGGCAAGGACGCAAUCGCAGAGCCGCUCUACGCCCUCGUCGGAGAAAUAUUCGACCUCAGGGGUGUCUUCAGGUGGCUCAGGAAGUCUCUAAUCACCUUCGUCCAGAUCACCUACGGCAGAACCAUCAACAGGCAGGUCAGGGACACUGUCGCCUGGGUCUUCUCCGAGCCGAUGAUCACCUACUACCUCCAGCUGUUCACCAAGUCCUGGUGGCCGAAUGGGCAACUUGCUCCUAGCACGCCACCUAGGACCGAUGAAGAGAAGCUCAAGACCCGCGGGGAAGCCAGGAGACAGUUUCUUAAUAAUAUCCCGGAGGUCCUUGCGAGUCUUGUUGGCGCUCAGAGCGCUCAGAAAGGCGCCACCAAGGUCUUUGAUACUCUCCAGAAUGUUAAUCUGAACAAACAGCUGUUUUAUGACAUCCUCGAGGUGGUGCUUUAUGAAAUUUUUCCGGAGCUUUAUCGCAAGUAG